AUGACCACAGACAAUUUGCAGCUGUCUAGAUGCAACCCUCAAUUCAUUCAUGAACAGAAAGAUAAUGGACAAGUUAAUUGCUUUAUAAAGUCAACUUCUCCUUUCUUCUUCGUCUCACACUCUCCCAUUCUCAAAGCUCUCUCUUCUGGGCUUUCACUUCAACCCAGAAUUUCUAGACUCUCUUCUCACCACUCCACCAAAAUGAUUAUGACCAGAUCAAGAACCAAGGCCAGGCAGAUUGAUUUCAUAAGCCAACUCCCAGAUGAAAUCUUGUGCCUCAUCCUUUCUCUUCUUCCAAUCGACGAAAUUGCAAGGACGAAUGUUCUUUCAAAGAGAUGGAGGGGAUUGUGGCGAUCCAUCAAUACCCAUCUUGAGUUUGAAGCGAGACGCAUGAUUAUGCCCUUAGCUCAAAGAGAAGACCCUUACGAAGCACUUCGUCCCUAUUCAGAACUUGGUAAACUCUUGAAUCGUCGCAUGGAUCUCCAUGGUCUAACGAUUGCUUCCUUUUUGUUUUUUCACUCUGGUGACUUGCAAAGUUGUCGGUUCAUCCAUUUUCCAUAUAGUAUCCUCCAUGAGCACGUCGUCACCUGGCUUGGAUUUAUAAGGCCAAAGAAUGUGCAAAAUGUAAGCAUAGAGUGUGAGCUUUAUAACAUAGGAACAAACCAAAACUGUCUUCGACAUUUACCACCUUCUGAGAGAUUUUCAAAACCUAAUUUUCCAACGGGGAUUUUCUCGGGAUUCUGUUCACUUCAGCUCAUUCACUACGAUCUGCGUACUUCAAAACCGUUUGAGGGAUGCGAGAAUGUGAUGAAAACCUUGAUUCUGAAGAAUGUGGACAUCGAUGAUGAAACCCUCGAUGGAAUUUUGAAGAACUGUAAAGGAUUGGAGAAUAUAUGUCUCUUUGAGUGUUCUGGGUUUAGCAACUUUGAAAUUCAAAAUACCAAUCUGAAGGUUUUGCAACUGAUUGCUUUGGUCCUUGAAAAAAUACUUGUUUUUGCUGAGAGGCUUUAA
Neltuma alba is the source of this 1011-nucleotide messenger RNA. RefSeq names its product F-box protein At1g80960-like. The coding region runs from base 1 to 1011 and encodes 336 amino acids. Gene Ontology annotation, molecular function: protein binding. Lineage: Eukaryota; Viridiplantae; Streptophyta; Magnoliopsida; Fabales; Fabaceae. The transcript has a single exon. The record is from RefSeq and is a predicted model, not a curated record.